Molecule: messenger RNA, 849 nt
Organism: Hirsutella rhossiliensis
Lineage: Eukaryota; Fungi; Ascomycota; Sordariomycetes; Hypocreales; Ophiocordycipitaceae
Product: membrane-associating domain-containing protein
Exons: 3
Coding region: 1-849 (282 amino acids)
Source: RefSeq, a predicted model, not a curated record
AUGGUCGACCUCGAGUGGGCCCCCGAAUACGUCCCCCACGUCAAGCUGGGCCUGCACACGGCCCAGAUCUUCUUUGGCUUCACCAUCUGGUGCCUCGAGAUUGCCGUCUUUGUCGGCAGAGACGCAAAAGUCGUCGUCAACAAUGCCUGGACCUUUGCAGUGUGCUUCUUGUCCAUACCCGCGUGGCUGUACCUCAUCAUGGCGCCCCGCUGGCCCCAGGCUCGCCGCAUCGCCGAGCCCAAGGCCAUGCUCGUCAUCGACGUUCUCUUCGCCGUCCUGUGGCUGUCCGCCUUUGCCACCCAGGCCGCCUACAACACUGCCAACCAGUGCGGCCAGGUCUGCAACCUGAGCAAGGCCAUUGUCGGCCUCGGCGUCUUCGCCACCCUGCUCUGGGUCGGCUCGUCCCUGGUCAGCUCCUACUGCCUCAAGUACUACAACUUCCACGGCACCCUGCCCGGCUACGACUCCCACCAGCGCCUGCCCGACAACAGCACCAACAUCGACCCCGACAAGGCCGCCUUCUCCACCGCCGACGAGGACUACGAGCGCGUCAACCUCGACGACCAGGAGGCCGCCGGCGCCCACUACGCCGAGACGGGGCGCUACGGCACCGCCAACCCCUACAGCGCCGACGACUUUGGCGACCCCGACCGCUACGGCUCUCUCCCGCCGCGCGCCGACAGCAGCCACGGCAACAACGACUUCCUCCGCCAAGACACGGAGUACACCUCGGGCGGCGGCGUCGCGGCGCCCCCCGCGCCUGUGCCCUACGGCGGUGCCCCGCAUCGGCCCUACACGGACGAGCCGGCGGUGUUCCCGGCGGGCAACUACGACCGUGGGCACCCGUAA